This is a messenger RNA of Corticium candelabrum, 2036 nucleotides long. RefSeq lists its product as uncharacterized. Lineage: Eukaryota; Metazoa; Porifera; Homoscleromorpha; Homosclerophorida; Plakinidae. The transcript has 8 exons. Bases 1 to 1869 code for a protein of 622 amino acids. The record is from RefSeq and is a predicted model, not a curated record. Gene Ontology annotation, biological process: regulation of DNA-templated transcription; signal transduction. Gene Ontology annotation, cellular component: nucleus.
AUGUCUCAACCCGACAAAGAGGUAUUCCUCAGCUACGGCAGAGAGCCCGAAGUGACCAACUUCGCACGCAAACUGAGAGACGACCUGGAGUCGAUGGGCUUCACGAUCUGGUUCGAUCAGACCGACAUCCCAGCAGGCUCCGACUGGCACGGCGCAAUAGGCACCGGACUCGACCGCUGCAAGGCCCUCAUUGCUAUUAUAACACACAAAUAUGUUGGAUCUCGAUUCUGCACCAGCGAGCUGUACACGGCGAGUAGUGACGGUAAAUUUGUGUUUCCGGUUUUCUAUGAGCAUCCCGACCUUUCGGCGUCAGAGAAGGCGCGAGGAGUUAAGUAUGUCAUUUCCGGUAUCAACUGGACGAUGUUUAGGCCUGGAAUGGAUGUGUAUGAUCAAUCGUUGCAGAAGUUGGCGGACGGGAUGUUUGCUAAAGGUCUGGGAAGUUGCCAAGCACAAGACUUUACACCAACAGGAGAAAGAAGGACCAGCUCGAGCUCUCAGCACGCAUUGCCAGCCGUUAGUCACUCAGAAUUGCCUCCGCCAUACUCAUGUAUAGACCUUAACCAACAGUUGCUUUACAAUCAUUCUUGUGGUGACCAGCAACUUCCAUUUGGCUGUGGAAUGUCUUCGACAUCUUCUCAACACUUUCCUGUACUUGGUCCAGGAGGCUAUCCUACUUCAAUGCAGAUGCCAUUGCCGGAUUUGUAUACUAAUGUGGCACCUGAAAUGUAUCCUUCUGCACCUCCAGUGGUGAGUUCUUUGCCGUUAAUGACUGGAUGCCAUUUAACUUCUCAUCAAGAGGACACUUUCUAUGAGCAAGUGAGCAAAUUGGAUUUGUUCAAAGACACUGAUCUUGAGCCGCAAGCAAAUUCAUUCAAAGUUGGAAUGAAGCUGGAAGCUCGAGACCGAAAGAAUCCGUCGAUGGUGUGUGUAGCAACUGUGACACGAGUACAGGACAAGUGCUUGCUGAUUCACUUCGAUGGGUGGACAGAGAAAUAUGACUAUUGGUGUGAGCAUACAAGCCAAGAUAUUCAUCCCAUCGGAUGGUGCAAACGUCACACGUACAAUUUGCAAUCUCCAAAAAGUUACAUGCCUUCGUCAGUUUUCGACUGGGCAUCAUAUCUUCGUGAUUGUAAGGCUCAUGCUGCUUCAGAAACAUUGUUUGUGCAGGAGCAGCUUGAAAUCGGACCUCCAGCAGCACUAUCAACUAACAAUACAACAGAUCAAUGCAAGUUCAGUCCAGGCAUGCGGUUAGAGGCAACUGAUCGAAAGUAUCCGACAUUGAUUUGUGCGGCAACAAUCGCAGCAGUCAAAGAUCACCAACUUCUAAUCCACUUUGAUGGCUGGUCCGGUGACUACGACUACUGGUGUGAUUGCAAGUCAACCGACAUUCAUCCAAUAGACUAUUGUAAACGAACGGGUCACAAACUGCAAGCUCCAAAAGACAUCGAUUUUGAUGGCUGGCCGAAAUACUUGAAAUCAGUCAGAGCAAUAGCUGCACCGGAAAGUAUUUUUGAACCAGAUCAGUGUAUUCCGAGCAAGGAAGUAUCGAAGGAAUCUCAUCAGCCACAGCAAUUUGUAAAGGGAAUGAAGCUGGAGGCCGUCGAUCGGAAACAUCCGUCUCUUGUGUGUGUUGCAACAAUUGCCAACGUAGAAGGCUCCAAAGUGUUGAUUCACUUUGAUGGCUGGACUAACAAGUAUGACUACUGGUGCGAUGAUGUUUCAGGCGACCUACGUUCAGUCGGAUGGUGUAAAAGAAAUCAUGUACCUCUACAAGCUCCAAAAGGAAUGCGGACUUUCAUCUGGAGAGACUAUCUCAAGAUGACUGAAUCUGUUGCAGCUCCUGAGCAUCUGUUUCAUAAAAAAUCAUGACCAACAAAGUGGUAACAGGAAGCUAAAAAUUAAUUUGACACGCGGUUUUACCCAGGUUGUGCGCAUGAGCAAUCUAUAAACUACAAUAGUAUCCAUACAUUGAACAAACUCUUGACGACUUAGAUGCAUGGAGUAGCUGUGGAUGUCGUGUGACUAUCAGAUUUAAU